Molecule: messenger RNA, 921 nt
Organism: Eublepharis macularius
Lineage: Eukaryota; Metazoa; Chordata; Lepidosauria; Squamata; Eublepharidae
Exons: 6
Coding region: 67-921 (284 amino acids)
Source: RefSeq, a predicted model, not a curated record
CAAAUUCCCAUCACGUGUGACGGCUUGACUGUAGUCGUCCGAGCUCUGGAUAGCAGGUAUGUAGAGAUGGACAAUGGCACAAAGCAGAUGGUGGCCCACUGGAUUGGAAGAUUCCUUGCCAUACACCGGUGUCAAAAGAGUUCGCCACAAGAAUGGAUACAGAACAACUGGAAGCGUUUUCUCCAUUUCACUUCCUACAGUGAUCUCUUAAACUCCUGGGGAGCUUCCAAUGGGUCUGCCUUUCUCACUGAGGCCGAAGGCAGUGCUUUGGAAUACAUGACACCCUCCCAGGUCGCUGAAAUAACAGUUGCCCUUGGUGUCCUCUCCAACAUCAGCCUGACGAAAGUUGUCGCCCAAGCCCUGGCCAGCAAGGAUGUCCAUUUUGCAGAAGACUUCUUGAGCAAGUUGGCGCCUUUGCUCCCGCAGCCCCCACCUGUCCACAAUAAGGCCUCCUUGCAUCUGAUGCUGGAGAGCAUUCUGCAGAAGGUGGGCCAGAGCUUCCCUGACCUCUGCUCGCCUUCCUUGAAAGACCUGUUCCAGAGGAAACUGAGGGUGUUUUUGCCUGCUGCCGAUGAAAAGAUACUGAAGCUUUUCCCAACCAGAAUAGGCUGUACUGACUUCCAUGACAUUUACAAGGGAAUAAAUUCUGUGUAUCAUGAGUUAGAUCCAGUUACCCAGAAGGCUGUCUACAAAUCCCGCAUGGAUUUUCUGGAAAGGCAACUGGCAAAAGAAGGAGUCGCUUGCACGUUUAGCACAUCAAACAGCAAAGAGUGGCUGCAGGAAAACUUUGGGCUCUCCAGUAUUUUCGUUGCCUACGAUGACUUUGUUCGCCUGAAUCCCUCUUUCAAUGGAGUAAGUAAUCUGAUUCGUAUCCUGUCUGAACACAGCUUAAAUCAGCUAUCCCUUCACAUGUGGGGGUGA